UAGUAGCUCAAUCGGUAAAAUUGAUCCAAUUGUAACGAUAAAGAAACGAAGCGAGGAAGGGUUUUUGUUCUGCAAAGCUCUUUCUGGCUCUGAUUGAUUUCGCAAAAUCCACAUUCAAUCAUAUCGAAGAAGAAGUAAAAUCAUUAUCAGUUAUUAUCUUAGAAAUAUAAAAUUUGAGGAGAUAGAUUGAUAGAUAGGUAGAGAAGGAAAGAGUUUUUUUUUCAGUUUUUGAAUUUACAUCAUGAAGACGACGAAAGGAGGCAAAGUUAUGAACCCUACAGACGCCUAUCGUAAGGAGCUUCGCAAGAAGGAAUUAAAACGGAACAAAAAAGAAAGAAAGAAGGUUAGGGAGGUGGGCAUUUUGAAGAAGGAUCCUGAGGUGCUAAGGGAGCAAAUAGAGAAGUUGGAAAUGAUGAAGGCUGAUGGUGCAUUGGAUAAAGCAAGAAAACACAAAAAGAGACAACUGGAGGAUACACUUAACCUUGUUUUGAAAAAAAGAAAGGAGUAUGAAGAUAAAAUGAAGGAGAAGGGUGAGACCCCAGUAAUGUUCAGUCAUUUGGGUCCACCUCGAAGAAGAACAUCUGCAGAAGAAGAAGAGAGAGUCAAGCACCCUAAACCUGAAGACUCUGUCUAUUAUCACCCUACACUGAAUCCUACUGGGGCCCCACCACCGGGAAAGCCUCCUAUGUAUAAGUCAUCCAUAGGCCCCCGGAUUCCUUUAUCUGCUGCUGGCUCAUCAAGCGCUGCUGCAUCAUCCUCAAUGGCCGAGGCAGAGGAUGAUGCUUUAGCAGUGCCUCCACCCCCACCUCCCCCACCUCCUCCUUUGCCAGAUGGCACUCAAUUGGGUGGUGGGGAUAACUCUGUUAUACCUGCUUCCUUGCCUCUACCUCCUCCUCCUCCAAUGCCUCCAAAGCCUCCUGUACCAGGCAUGGGGACAUCACUGCCACCACCACCUCUGCCCCCACCUCCUCCAGGCCCCCCGCCAAAAGACCAAGUUGCAAGUCACACCUUACUUUCCCCACCACCUCUUCAACAAACUCAGCCACCACCACCUGGCACUAAUGGAAGUGAAAGGGAGAGAAAUUCAUCUAUAUUGUCAGAUGAAUCAUCCACCAAAGAAGCAAUUCAGGUAACUUCUGUGCUCCCUCCACCACCACCUCCUCCAGGAAUGCCACCAACAUCGGCAAGGAAUCAAUCUGAUGGUGCAUCAUCUGAAGCUGAUAGCAAAAAUCAAACAGUAUCUAGUGAUAACACUAAAAUGGUUCCCCCACCGCCACCGCCUCCAUUGCAACAUCCUCCAGUGCCUGGGCCAUCCUUGAUCCCCACAUUACAGGCUGAUGUAUUACCACUGGGGAUGUCGCGUUUGCCCCCUCCCCCACCCCCACCAAAUAUGCAUGCACCAGUGGCUGCUUCAGGACUCCCUGGUCAAGUGGCUCCUCCUGGAGUGAUGGUUCCACUAAUGCCAAGACCACCAUAUGGUCCUCCCCCUGGACCUCCCCCAAUGAUGAUGCCACCACUUCCUCCUGGUCCUCCUCCUACCUUUCAAGAAGAUGCUGCAGCAAGGAUAACUGUUCCGCAGAAGCCAUCUUAUGUCAAAUCUGCAGCAUCUACUGUUGUUAAGAGGCCACUAGCACAGCACACUCCAGAACUUACAGCUAUGGUUCCUGCCUCAGUUCGUGUAAGGAGAGAGACUGCAGUCACAAAACCGAAACCAAAGUCAACAAUUCCAACAACAGCAACACCCAUCAGGCCAGCAGCUUGUACCAUUGUGAAGCCAGAGUCCACUAACUUGUCAUCAGCGUCGAAGGCUACGAGCAUUGAUGACUCAUAUAUGGCCUUUUUGGAGGACAUGAAAGCACUUGGUGCCCUUGAUGCUUAAUUUCAGUAUUACAGGCUAGAGGGGAAGUAUAAAAGAAGCCAAGGGGAAUCUAGUGUACAGGUUAAUGUACCGGAUCAGGGAGUUGACUAGAAAUAUUUAUUAUUUCUGGUAGCCUGCUGCCUUGGUUCUAUCUUCAUAGUGGCUUUAGGAACUUCCAUUAUUGCCGGUACUUCAUUUUUGUGUUGCUAAAACAUCUCAAUUAAGUGAGGUGGGCAUAACUGGUGGUAAGUUUUCUCAGUCGACCGUAGAUAUUUUAACCUGGAGCAAGGUGGGAACUGCAUUACAAUACAUUUAAAUUCAACUUUGCUUUCUCCUCGAUUCUCAAUUUGUACUUUUCCCCCUCUUUCACGGGCUGAAUUAAAUUACUGUAUACUUCUGAUUUAUAACCUGCCAAUGAUGUAUUUCUAUUCUAUGUUGCAUAUUCAGAGACAAACUUCUAAUUUUUUAAAGCUUCCUAAGAGUAUGAUACCAUUUUGUGGAACAGACCAGAAAAUACACCAAGGAAGAAGUCUCAGAAAGUUUUCUUAGCAGGAAAGAAGUUUUUGGUACCUCGAGAUAAUUGUCACAAGUAGGAAAGUGAGAUCAUGCCAUUUGUCAUAUUGCACUAAUCAUAGGAGACCUCACAAUAAAAUAUUAUCUUUUAUUAUUAUUA
Messenger RNA from Jatropha curcas, 2531 nucleotides. It is a transcript of the gene ELF5, whose product is annotated as proline-rich family protein. The record is from RefSeq and is a predicted model, not a curated record. Lineage: Eukaryota; Viridiplantae; Streptophyta; Magnoliopsida; Malpighiales; Euphorbiaceae. Gene Ontology annotation, cellular component: spliceosomal complex. Gene Ontology annotation, biological process: RNA processing.